ACUCGAGGGGUUUGUUUUCUUGCGUUAACUCUCGCGGGGAUCUAGGGGAGGCCUGUGGGCGUAGGGGGAACUGGGAAACGGUUCACGAGGUCCGAGGUGAAUCCCUCUUCCCUCUCUGUGUACAAGCUCUCUCAGUUGAUCCUCUCGAGGAGUGUCGGUCCCACCUAAGCCCAGGAAGGAAAUCUCUCUUGCCCUUCGCCCAGUCGCGGGUAGAAGCCACGCUCUUGGACUGGUCCUUUCUACUGCCCGGGGCUGAGACCGGGGAAGGGCGAGGAGGAGAGAGUGGAGUCCGCUAGACCGGAAGCGGAACCGGAGUGGCGAGGCGACGAGUUUCUGCUGGGAUCGGUCGAAGCGCAGCAACUUCACCCUGGCCCCCCCAACUUCCCGUCGCCACCAACCGCCACCAACGGCCGCAAACCGCCGGCUCCGCGGAGGCGCCAUGGAGGAGGCGGAGAUGCAGCUCAAGGGGAAGAAAGUUACAGACAAAUUUACAGAAAGCGUUUACGUCCUGGCCAACGAGCCAUCUGUGGCACUGUAUCGCCUACAGGAGCAUGUGAGGCGCUCUCUGCCUGAUUUGGCCCAGCAUAAGUCUGACAUGCAGAGCUGGGAGGAACAGAGUCAGGGGGCCAUCUAUACAGUGGAGUAUGCUUGCAGUGCUGUGAAGAACUUGAUGGAUAGCAGUGUUUAUUUCCGAAGCAUUGAGGGCUUGCUGAAACAGGCCAUCAGCAUCAAAGACCAGAUGAAUUCUUCUCAGGGUCGAAGCCCAGCUGACCCGAAGCCUCCUUCCUUGACCUGAUUUCUGGAUGAGGCAAAUCUUUUCUCCACCUUCCCAGGUAGCAAAGGCCCCCUGAAGACCAGCCAGGCUCAGGAAUCAGAAGUGCCAAGGAAGAGAAAAGUUCCCCAUAUCUUACCAGCACUUGUUUCAACCCCCCUGACUCAGAGGUUCCUGUUCCCUCAACUGGGUGUGUGUCAAAUUGGUCCCCAAUAUGAACAGAAGACAUUUCUGAAAG
Molecule: messenger RNA, 1010 nt
Organism: Gracilinanus agilis (Agile Gracile Mouse Opossum)
Lineage: Eukaryota; Metazoa; Chordata; Mammalia; Didelphimorphia; Didelphidae
Gene: BORCS8
Product: BLOC-1 related complex subunit 8
Exons: 6
Coding region: 440-796 (118 amino acids)
Cellular component (GO): BORC complex
Source: RefSeq, a predicted model, not a curated record